UUUCUGCUGUCGUCCCAUGGCUGGCGUCCCAAUCUUGGGCCUGAAUCCAUCCAAGAAGUUUCCGGAGUUUGAUGGCUAUGCGGUCUUCAUGAAUGAGCAGCUAGAAGGAACUAUGGAUGAGGAUUGCCUGACCUCGUUGAGAGCUAAAUGGGACACCUUCACCGAGCGCCAGAAGAAAGCCUACCAGGCGGAGCCCUACGUGCCUACCAUGUCUGAAGAUUCUCGCUAUGAAUGGAGCGAAGAUGAAUUUGGGUUUGGACAAAACGUCCCCGAUGCCUCUUCAACCCAUACGGUGAUGAACUCAGCUGCAGUGCCCGUGCUUGAGGGCGACCACCAUGCACCUUCAUCCGAGAGUGAAACAGACAUGCCGAGCCUGUGGAAUCCUUUCGAAGCUGAAGAUGCAGAUCAAGCAGACGAACCUCACCACUUUCAUGACUGGAGGUGCCGUGAUUGCUCCUGCCCUGACUGGCGACGCAUGGGAAGUGAAUUGAGGUGCGGUCGCUGUGGUGGAAUGCGAUUUUAUGAUGCCGCAUGGAACUACAGCAUGAACCCCGAAUGGUAUGACUGGAAACAGACAUGGAAGAAGCCUGAUGAUCCAUGGGAUACACCUGGAGGCGAGCGUGCUGAAUCUGAAGCUGCCACAUACGACCCAACGGUCAAUCCUGACACGUUGCAAUCGACGCCAUCAAUGAGCCGAAGACAGAAGAAGGCAGCCCGUCUCCAAGACAAAGAACGAGCCCAAUACAAAGAUGAUUUGCAUGCUACAUCACAAAGCCCUUCGAAGCCAUUGCAGCCUCCGCCACGUUCCUCGCCGAGUAUGUCUUCCUUGAAAGCUGGUUCCUCAGGAUCAGAUCCAAAACGUGCCAGCAACUGGAGAGAGGAGAUGCAAGAUGCAGUGAGCUCCAAGAAUGACAAGACGAAGAACUGGACCAUACAACAGGGUCCGUCUCCUGGUGUUAAAUACCGUGGCGGCACGCCACCCAGUCCACCUUUGUGGAAUUCCGGCCGUGACGUGACGAUCUUCGCGAUUUACCUCAAACGUCGCUACUUGCAUGAGUAUGAGUACGUGCAGCGGCAACAGAAUGAGACCAUUUGGACCUUCUGCAAUCGCUAUGGCAGAAUUGAGCGCAGUUUGUGUUCAGUUCAGAUCAAUGUGGAUGGCAUGUAUGACUCUGAGAGCCGUGGUGCCCGACUCUUGGAACGCAUGAGACUUGGUUUGGAACAGCAACGAUUGAUUUUGGUUGCAGCAAAUCAGUCGUUGGAAUUUGAUGUGAUUCGAGAAGCCGCCCAAGUCCAAUUUCCAGACCAUCGACCCACUCCUGCAGUUGUCUUCAUGAAAGACUUUGAAGGCAACAGGUAUGAUGGUAGCACCAAAAGCAACAAUGCCAAGCCGAACACUCCGUCCAAGGGCAACAACACCUUCACCAACCAGCAGCCGAAACGUAAAGGCCGUGGUGGACGCGGCAAAAAUGCACCUCGACAGCGAGUCUAUGUCACUGAGGUUCAUGAUGAUGAUGGCAAUCAAGAUGAACAUGCGGAACAAGAGCCUGGUGAAGAUCCGGAGGAUGGAGCUGCCGAUCAGGCGGACGAGCAGCAAGAGCAAGAUGAUGCCGCAGAAGGAGAAGAAGAAGCCGCGGAAGACGCGGACCAAGCUGAUGAUUUAUCUGAGGUGAUUCGUUGUUUGACAGGCACUGCAAGAAGACUUCAAGGCCUCACACUUGGCCGCAAGUUCAGCGGCAACACCAAGAGCAUUGCCCAACGCAAAGCUGAGUCACACUGUGCAGCACGUGGCCAGAAAGGCAAUUGGCAAGGUGACCCCGAGUGCCCACAGUCUGGAUCUACUGCAAGUUCCUCCGGCAGCAAAGGAAAGACUCCUGCAGCCACGCCGAAGAAAUCUGAUGCGAAAGGCGGUCAGAGCAAAAAGGUCCUGGCCGUGGUUCAUUCUGGUGGCAAGCGCUUGGUGAACUUUGAAGACCCCGUUGAGAUUGACCAGGCAUCGAUGAACCAGAAAGGCCAGACUGGCAUACUAGCGAUGAUGAAGACCUUUCACUCUCAAAUGACCGACAACUUUCACGACAAGAGAUGCAUGAAGCAGCUCGACCGUGAGUUGCCGUGGCGCGAAAUCAUGGAAAUGCCAGCUGCAGCCAAAGAUCAAUUUGCCCAGUCCGCCACCAAGGAGUACAACGGCUGGAUGAAAUGGACCGGCAUCAAGCCGAUCAGUGAGCACGAGGCCAAGAAGAUCUAUGCUUCUCCACAGGUGCGCAAGCGCAUCAUGAAAAGCCGUGGUGCCUAUAAAGACAAAAGCAAAGGCACCGGACCCUUACAAGCCAAGACAAGAGUGGUCAUCAUAGGAUGCCAGGACCCAGACCUCAGACAGCUCACACGUGACUCACCAACACCGACCAGGCUGAGUGAGUACCUGAUCCUUUCUAUUGCUGCCUCUGGUGCCAACAUGCUCUUCAACGUGGAUGGCAAGAAGUGGGUGUGGUUCAACAAGGUCAAAACCAAGCUGCUCGGAGCCAACUUCAUCCAGCACAGCUUCGAUCGCUGCCUGUUUUAUCACAUCAGCGAGGAUGAUGGCUCCUUGGGUGCCGUGCUGAUCGUGCAUGUGGACGACUUCAUGUGUGAAUACCGCGGCAAGGAGAUCACAAUGAUCAAUGAAUACGGCAAGAUGAGCUACAAGGUCACUCAGAAAAAGUUUCUUGACAACUUGACUGAAGGAAAGCUGAAGACCGGCCGCCAAACCAGACCUGAUGUGGCCUCAACGGCUUCUUUGUCACAUCGCGGCACCGAGACUGACAUCAACGACCUUAAGCGUCUCCACGACACUUUAAAGUAUGCCAAAGCCACUGCAGACUCAGGCCUGGUCUUCCCUGCCAUCCCCUUCACCAAGGCAUCGACCAUUGUGACGUUUGCAGAUUCUGGCUGGGCCAAUGCAGCAAAGUGUUCAUCCCAAUUUGGUGUGAUGAUAGCCCUGUGCCCAGCUCAAGUGACCGAAAAGACUUCCCAUGGCUUCAUCCUUGACUGGAAAAGCGGCCGAAGUGCCCGCAUUUGCCGUUCAACUUUCGCGGCUGAAGCCUGUGCAGCUGACGAGGGAACCGACAGAUCCACUUAUCUCAAUAUGAUGAUCACCGAGUUGCUCUAUCAGAAACCUGCAUUCUAUGGCGAGAUGCGAAUGAAUGCGGUGCACAUCACGGAUGCCAAAUCGUUAUACGAUUGUCUGGUGGCCGAGAACCCUGUGCUGAGCGAAAAACGAGCAACGAUGAACAUCCGAAGUGUUCAACAAGUUCUGCUGCCUUCUCAAAUCCGAUGGGUGCCCACUCAUCUGAUGAUAGCUGACGGACUGACCAAAUAUGACCAGAAGCUGCAGAACGUCUUGAGAACGUGGUGCAAUGAUCCAGUAGUUCAGCUGAAGGAAAUCAAGAAUUCGGAUCCAACCAAGGAAACAGAACGUGUUCCUGGAGGUCCUGUGGUACGGGUGCGGCUGAAUCCUGGAGCCUUUUUCAACGCCAAGCGCCAGCGCACCGCUCCUUGGAUUCCUUGGAUCGGCGGUCGCUAUAGAUAUAUGUAA
Molecule: messenger RNA, 3571 nt
Organism: Cladocopium goreaui
Lineage: Eukaryota; Dinophyceae; Suessiales; Symbiodiniaceae
Source: the annotation of a GenBank genome assembly